Molecule: messenger RNA, 3952 nt
Organism: Bemisia tabaci
Lineage: Eukaryota; Metazoa; Arthropoda; Insecta; Hemiptera; Aleyrodidae
Biological process (GO): regulation of DNA-templated transcription
Molecular function (GO): protein dimerization activity; DNA binding
Source: RefSeq, a predicted model, not a curated record
UGCAGUUACCCGGUCCGGACGCAUCGACCAGUCUCCGGUACGUCCGCGCCCUUCGAGCAUAGCCUCGCGAAUUUUCGAGCGCAAUUUUUUUGGGGUUAUCACACGUGGUUUUACGCACUAUCGACAAGUUACGUCGACUGAUAUCAGUUCUUGCAUGAAUGUUUUGAGGUUAUUCCGUGGUGUUAUCAACGGCGCUUCCGGUUUUGGAUCCCCCCUCUUAUCACCUACGCGUUUGUGAUAAGACGAAUCUUUGUUAAUUUUUGCCGGUUUCUCACGAAGAUCGGAGUUUUUCCAUCGAAAUUUGUUGUGUUUAGACUAAACUGUUUGUUAUCGCGAUUGUUUUGAAGUCCGUCUAAAUUUUUUUGGUUCGCUCUCUUAUCACCACUUCGUUUUUGAUAAGGCGAAUUCCCUUCGAAUGGUCGGAUUUUGUGCGCAUUGAAUUUCGACACGAGUGAAUAUUUCAUUUAUCACGGAUUGUCAUCAACUUCAUCUACGUUUUUUGAUACUUUUAUCUCCGGUUCAUUACUGAUAAGAGGAAACUUUGCUCGGUGAUUUUUAAAGAUCUUUUUCGAUUGAAUUUUUUUAUUCAAGUUCUCACUAUCCUUACGGGUCGUGCGCAUGUGUUUGUUAUUGUUAUAAAGUUUUAUCUUCAAUUUUUAAAUAAUCUGAAAGAUUACCUGCCACUGUUUUGGUCGCAAACAGCUGCGGAAGUGACUGAUUUUGUCGAGCGCACCCCAGCAAGUUGUUCAGAUUCUUUUUUCACCGGAAAAUGAGUUUGAAGUGCCUUAUGUUUUAUUAUUUGCCCAUUGCUUGGAACAUUUUUGUGGUGGUAAGCUUAUUUUUGUGAAGUACCCUCAAUCAGAACACGAGGUACUCAAAAUUCAUAAGUAAAAAAACCCAAUUUGCUUGAAUUCGAAAUACUUGCUCUCGUGAGUGUCGACAAUCUUUUUGUGCUAGUUUCGCCGUUCACAAACCGGGAGGUUCCUUUGCAUAGCCUUUUCGUGGAAAUCUGUAAGGAAUACUCUCAAGAUGCCUAUCAGCGAGGACGAAUUUGAAAGCAGGGUGCAUUCGUCGAAUCCUUUGGCUUAUCAUCAUUAUCAUCAGCAACAACUCCAGAUGGCCAUGUCGAAAGCAGAACAGAGAAAGAACAACAAACCAAUAAUGGAGAAAAAACGCCGGGCGCGAAUCAAUAAUUGCCUAAGCGAGCUGAAAUCAUUGAUCCUGGAUGCAAUGAAGAAAGACCCGGCCCGGCACUCGAAGCUCGAGAAAGCGGACAUCCUGGAGAUGACCGUGAAACACCUGCAAUCCGUGCAAAAGCAACAACUGUCCGUGGCGAUGGCGGCCGACCCGACGGUGGUGCACAAGUUCAAGACCGGGUUCAGCGAGUGCGCGACCGAGGUGAACCGCUUCAUCGGGCGGCUGGACGGCAUCGACGCCGGGCUCAAGCAGCGGCUGGCCGCCCACCUCGGGAGCUGCGUCACCGGGCUCCAGCAGAUCGCCCCGACGACGAUGUUCCCGCCGUCGACCCCGGCCAUGCCCGCCCCCGACGACCUGAACAACAACCAGCGGCUCCAGGCGCUCUCCGUCCAGCUCAUCCCCUCGCGACUCCCGACGGGGGAGUUCGCCUUCGUCCUCCCCAACAGCUCCCGCGGGGGGAGCGCCUUCACGGCCGUCCACAAGGACGACGACGCCGGCCUCCUCAGCCCCGAGUCGACCUCCUCCUCGCCCGUCUUCGACGCCCCCGGACACUCGGAGGUCACCUCCACCACCCUCGAGUUCAAGAUCCCGCAGAGGAACUUCAACAAGAGCCUCAUGAAGAACCGGAUCGUCUACCAGUCGCAGGCCGCCAAGCUCCGGGCGGAGGAGGGGCUCCUCAAAGAGCUCACCAAUUUCCCGAGGGAGGAGAGCAAUUAUGAGGACAAGCGCGAUCUCUUUGCGAGGUCGUUCCUGACGUCACAAAAGCUGAAACCUUUGACCGUGAUCACUUCCGAGGACCGGGGCUUCCACCCGGCCGGCAAGAACCCUCUGGACUUCUCCAUGAAGCGUCUCGUGGAAUCGCCGACCAUAAAAUCGGAGCCGGACCUCGAGUCCAGGCCGAUUGGCCUCCUCCUCCCGAAGAGUCUGAAACCCGAACUGGACCUGAAACCCGAGUUGGAUCUGAGUCAAGAGUCCGGCUUCCUGAAGCGAGGCCAUGACCGGAGUCCUGACGAAGAUGGACCCGGGGCCAAAAGGACCAAGGUGGAGUCCUCGGAAGAGGACGGCGAUUCGCCCAGACCCAAGUCCGAGAGCUCGCCGCUGUCGUCGUCCACGUUGUCCACGUCCACUCUGUCCACGUCUACCUUGUCCACGUCAAGCGGAUCGUCCAGCGUCGAGAAGGACAGCAUGUGGCGACCCUGGUGAUGUUUCUUCAUCUGGUCUUAGAUUAAGACUCCCACAACUCCCCUCUGUCGUCAACCACGCUGCCUUCGUCCGCACGUUGUCCACGUCUAACGCCUCGUUAAGCGUCGAGAGAGACGGAAUUUGGUGACCGUGCAGGGUGCCAGGGUGUCUACAAGUCCGGAAUUUCCGGAAAGUCCGAAUAUAGUACUGAUUUUUUAAGAGCGGUCUGGAAGUACUGAAAAAAAGCGGAAUUUCGCGAGAAGGUUCGGAAUUUUUGUCAUUUUUGUCGCAAUUUGAGCGAGAAAUUCAAUUUUUGAAAAUUUUCGAAUUUCGUCAAAUGGAGGUACUGAAAAAGAACUGAAUUUCUCUUAUGAGGAAGUACUGAAUUGCACAGGGACGGACUGGAAAAGUACUGUAAAAGUACUGAUUUUUGGCCAGCCUGUUUUAGUAGACACCCUGACCGUGGUGACGUAAAUUUCUCGGGUCUCAGGUUAAUACUCCACGGCUCGGAUGCGAUGAUAUGAAAUGGUGCAGGGGCGCCAUUUGAAGGGAAAGGGCGUGAGGUGGCCAACUUUCCUAACUGGCAUCGAAUAAAAUUUGACCAUUUUAAGUUUCAUUAAUUUCGUGUUUAUUAAUUAAUUUUUCGAAUGCGCAAGUAUGUUUCAGUUUUAAAGUCAAUUACAUCACCAUUGAUAAAACAUAAUCCUUGUGUUAAAAAUUUCCCGGCUAACAUGGCUUACAUUUCUCUGAUAAAUAUUUUUAAGGUUGUCCUAACCCAAGGGCAUACCCCGAGCAUUGUAUAACUUGUUCUAAGCUUAUCAUUUUUAGAGGUUGUUGAAAUUGCUUCCUCUUUAAAUAAACCUCCCCCCCUUCCCCUACGCCUGAGUCGUGGAUUAUAUUUUAAGUACAUGAAUGAAAAAGACUUCUUAGAAUUAAUCAUUGUUUUUCGUAGUUUUAAAUUAUUUAGAUUAUUUCUAUUCUGAAUUAACUCGUUAGUGAUUUAUUUUGUACCUCAGGAAUCGUCCCAGCUUUAAUUUGUGAUUGGAUAAAUGUUCGCAGAAAGGAAUCAAGCGCAGUAUCAGGGAAAAUGUGUCAUGAGUGAAUUCAAACGUAAUAUAAGCAUAGCAUUCUCAUGCCACGAAACCAAAAUCCCAUAAAUAAUUUGUGGUAUUCCAAAUGCUUACUCUAAGUUCAUUUUUCACACUGAGUGUAAUGUUGUGAGAGAAGAAAAUCUCAAACCUCUUAUUCUCUGCUAUAACGCAAUGCCACUUGGUGCCUCUCUGUUUUAAAGUCACCUCAAUUUUAAUAUUGGAUAUUAGAUUUUUCUAAGGAUAUGCAGAAUGCCUGCAAUAACCGUGCGAUUGAAAGGAAAUGAAUUCGAAGUCUGGGAAUUGGUAUCCAUUCUUGUUACCCUUUUGUAUUUUGUAUUUUUUGUUGAACUAGCUCAUGUCUGUGAAUAUAUUUAAUGCUCCUGUAAAAUAAUUUUAACGUGCCUUUAUAAUCACGUAUGUCUUUCUGGAUAAAGUGAAUAAUUUGCACGAUGUAAAAAUAAAUUGUUAUUGAAAAGCUUUAA